This is a messenger RNA of Dichomitus squalens LYAD-421 SS1, 4020 nucleotides long. RefSeq lists its product as uncharacterized. Lineage: Eukaryota; Fungi; Basidiomycota; Agaricomycetes; Polyporales; Polyporaceae. The transcript has 5 exons. The coding region runs from base 1 to 4020 and encodes 1339 amino acids. The record is from RefSeq and is a predicted model, not a curated record.
AUGACUACGGCAAAAGCUAAGAGGUCCGCAGCUCGACCACCACCUGCUCGGGUGACCCGACCGGCGACUCCUCCAGCCCCUGCACCUGCGGCACCGAGCACGAACGGCAAGAAGAACAAAAAGAAGAAGAAAGGCAAAGGGAAGGGCGUCGAACGCAACGCACAGGUGCCUGGAUCGUACGACGCAGAUGAGUACGAGGACGAAGAAGACGAGGACGACGAGACGGCGCUCCCGCCUCUCGAGCCAAUGUCCCCUGCACACUCGCAUCCGCACACACACUCGCACCUGCACGCACACCGGACGGUGAGCCAGCGGACGGGGCUGUCGCCGGAGUUAGCAUCGGUGCACGUGUCGACGACGGCGUCCUUGUCGGCGUCGCUCGCGGCGCACCUGAAACCGACGACAGCGGCGGAGGCGGAGCUGCUCGCCACGGCGGAUCAUCUCGCGCGGAGCAUGGAGGGGGCGGAGGGGGGGCUGGUGAACGACGAGUACUGGGCAUCCUUCCCGGAUCACCUGCGCAACUUUGUACGGCACACUUACUCUCAGUUGAGCUCGGCUGGUAACGCGGACUCUGCACUGAAGACGCAGGCGAUGUACGCAAUCGCACAGCAGAUGCACUCAGGCGCGAACAGGGACGGCGGCGGAGGGCGGUACCCGCCGGGCGCAUACCCUGGGAUGCCCUUCGACCCUGCCAUCUUUGCGGAUCCACAGUUUGCGCUGGCGAUGGAGCAGGCGGCGGCUGCGAACGGCGCGCUGCAGGCGGACGGGGGCACGCUGGGGGCGGCGAACGUUGUGCUGUAUCCGGAGGAGCAGGAGUACGGGGAGGAUGAGUACUACAGCGAGGACGAUGUGGACGACCUCGACGACGAGCUCGGCGGGGAGCGGCGGUCGCAGGCGGCGGCGCAUUUCACACUCUCGUUCGAGGACCCGCUCGGCCGCCCGCCGGCGGGGCUCACGGCGGCCGCGGCGGAGGACGGGUACGGAGGGCCGAAGAAGAAGAACAGGAAGAAGAAGAAAAAGGGAGAGGAGCGGGCGUCUGCCGGGGACCCGGCCGGGGAGCGGCCGGAGUCAGAGGACGAAGGCGGGGCGGUGACAAAUGGCGGGCGGCCAGUCUCUGCUACGAACCGUAUGCCCGCCGCACGCCCUCCGCCCGCCGCAGCCACAAACCCGCCCCCGUCGUCUCGCGCGGCGGGCAAGAAGCCCAUGGCAUACACUCCUGCUCCCGCGCAGGACCCCCCGCCCCCGUCCCGUCGCGCCGCCUCCAAGGCGCCGAUCUCCUCGCACCAGUACGGCCACAAUCACACCCAUCACCAUCCAUCGCCUCCAUCCUCCAACGCCUCCGCCCCACACAAGCCCAGACCGCCAGCCUCUGGCCAGCAGCCGCAGAAAAACUCCAAGAUAUGGUCCACGAGCACCACCGAGGAGCGCGAGCGUAUCAAAGAGUUUUGGCUCGGUCUGGGUGAGGAGGAGCGCCGGAACCUCGUCAAAAUUGAGAAGGAGGCCGUCCUGAAGAAGAUGAAGGAGCAGCAGAAACACAGCUGUAGCUGUGCGGUGUGCGGGCGCAAACGGAAUGCUAUUGAGGAGGAGCUCGAGGUACUGUACGAUGCUUAUUACGAGGAGCUAGAACAGUACGCGAACUACCAGCAGCGAUACAUCUCCUCCGGCGGGACGCUGCCUCCACCUCAAGGGCCGGGUCCGUUUCCGGGCAGCGUCGAGCUGGACAAGAACGGCGCCGUCAUCAGCCCUCAGCCUCCAGACGCCCACCGCGGCAAGGCCCUCAUAGCCAACGGGCGCAAGCCCGUCAAGCACGCGGAGAGCGAGUUUGAGGACGACGGGGACGAUGACUAUCCGGAUGAAGAUGGGUACGAGGAUGAGGAAGAGGACGAAGAGGAAGAGGAGGACGAGGAGGAUGAGGAGGACGACGCGGACCCCGAGGACGAGGAUGAGGUGAAGCAAGACCGGCGGCCCACGGCGCCUCGCCGGCGAGCCGUCAAUGGUACCAAGGUCAACGGACGCGACGGUCUCGGUAACUUUGGGAACAACCUCACCGUGACCGGCAAGUAUCGGAACAUCUUGACGGUCGCCGAUGAUCUCCUCAAGAAUGACGGACAGAAGUUCUUGGAGAUGAUGGAGCAGCUUGCCGAACGUCGGAUGCAGCGGGAAGAGGAGGCGGCAGUCGAUAUUGAGGAGGACAGCGAGGACGAGGACGACGAGGGCGAUGAGGACGAUGAGGAAGACGAUGAGGAUGAUGAAGACGAUGAGGAGGACGAGGAGAUCAUGACGGAGGAGCAGAAGAUGGAAGAGGGGAAACGAAUGUUCUCCAUCUUUGCGGCACGCAUGUUCGAGCAGCGCGUGCUCCAGGCGUACCGCGAGAAGGUCGCGCAGGAGCGUCAGCUCCAGCUUCUCCGCGAGCUCGAGGAUGAGGACAAGCUCAGCAAGGAGCGCGAGGCCAGAAAGCAGUCGCAGAACCAGAAGAAGAAGGACAAGAAGCGACAACAGAAGCUAGCCAAAGAGGAAGAGCGUGCUGCCAAAGCCGCUGAGAAGGCCGCUGAGGAGGCUGCUCAACGCGCCAAGCAGGCCGCUCUCGAAGAGGAGCAACGCAAACGUCGUGAGGAGGAGCGUGCCAAGCGUGAAGCUCAACGCAAGGCGCAAGAAGAGGAGAGGGCGCGCAAGGAGGAGGAGCGUCGAAAGCGCCUUGCAGAGGAGCGAGAACGCGAAGCCGAACGCGAACGGAAGAAGCGCGAACGCGAGGAGAAGGCCAAGGCUGAGCGCAGGGAGCGGGAGGAGCGAGAACGCAAAGCCCGUGAAGAGCGUGAGGCCAAGCUCGCUGCUGAGCGUGCUGCAGAGAAGGCGCGACGCGAGCAGCAGGAGAAGGAAGAGCGGGAACGCCGCCUUGCUAAGGAGAAGGAGGAGAAGGAGAAGGCUGAGCGGGAGAAGGCCGAGAAGGAGAAGGCUGAAAGGGAGGCUCGCGAGCGCGCUAUCCAGCAGCAGCAGCAGCAACGUGCAGCGGCGGCCAGGAACAACGCGCGUGCACCUACCUCACCGCGGAACGCCGUUCCCUCAGGCUCUCAGCCAUCUCCCAGCCGUCCUACCUCGCAGAAGAAGAUCCUUAACAAGCCUCAGCAACCUCCUGCCCCCACGCCUCCUGUCCUCCAACCUCUCCGUCCUCAGCCGCCCCAGCCCCGCGCGCCUAUGGUCGGUGCGUCGCAGCCUACUACGCCCAUUGCUCCUCAGAUGCCACCGCAUAUACCUCCUUUGACGCCAGUCUUCCCUCCGUCCGUCGGCGGCGUAGGAGUCAUUCCUCCGGCGCUGUCUCCGAGGGUACCAUUCACUCCAGGGCCGUUUGUAGGUGGUGUAUCCAUGGUCCCCGGGCCGUCCAUGCCUCCAGGUCCUCCACCGCCACUAGCUCCUUCAGCCGUCCCACGUGGCUUUGGAAACGGGAAUCCGUUCGACAAUGGCUUCGGACGUGGAUUGACACCUGCGCCAAUCGCCCCUCCGAACCGUGCAGUGCAGAACCCCCUCGCUUCUCCCACCCAGCUUAACCUUGCUCCUGGUCACCCCAAUGGCCGCACUCCCGGACCUGACCCUGGUCCUAUCACCCGUCCUACCAUCGCUCCCAUCGCACGACCAACAGGCGAUGCGUCGGGCUCAGGCUCAACAUCGCCCACUCGGCGAUCUCCCAGCCCGAAGGGUGUCCUCGGCUCGGCUGCGCUGCUUGCGGAUGACGACGAGGUGCUGAGCACUCCUGCUACUCGUCGGGCUGUGCCUGCCGGAGCGGUUGGCCAAGGCUGGGGCCCAGCGACGUCGACGAGCCCUCGAGGAUCAGUGUCAUCACCAUGGGGGCCGCCUGGUGCACAUUCCGGAUUCCCUUCCCGUGCACCCGCACCUGGACCUCCUGGGCCAAUCGGAACGAACCUAUGGGGUUCGCCGCCGAAUCCUGACUGGCAUCCGACUCCCGGCUUCUUCGGAGCACCUUUUGCUCCCCAUAACCCUUCCACUGCACCCCACACCGGUAGCUGA